Notothenia coriiceps (black rockcod) is the source of this 347-nucleotide messenger RNA. RefSeq names its product SWI/SNF-related matrix-associated actin-dependent regulator of chromatin subfamily B member 1-A-like. Gene Ontology annotation, cellular component: nuclear chromosome. The transcript has 2 exons. Lineage: Eukaryota; Metazoa; Chordata; Actinopteri; Perciformes; Nototheniidae. The record is from RefSeq and is a predicted model, not a curated record. Gene Ontology annotation, biological process: chromatin remodeling. The coding region runs from base 72 to 347 and encodes 91 amino acids.
UGUGUGUCUGUUUUCCUCAGCUGAACAUCCAUGUGGGGAACAUUUCUCUGGUGGACCAGUUUGAGUGGGACAUGUCUGAGAGAGAGAACUCCCCCGAGUCCUUUGCCCUGAAGCUGUGCUCUGAGCUGGGUCUGGGGGGGGAAUUUGUUACCACCAUCGCCUACAGCAUCCGCGGUCAGAUAAGCUGGCACCAGAGGACCUAUGCCUUCAGUGAGAACCCCCUCCCGACAGUAGAGAUAGCCAUCCGCAACACAGGAGAUGCAGACCAGUGGUGCCCCCUACUGGAGACCCUCACAGACGCUGAGAUGGAGAAGAAGAUCCGAGACCAGGACAGGAACACCAGGUGA